Lodderomyces jiufengensis is the source of this 1137-nucleotide messenger RNA. Its product is annotated as mitochondrial 54S ribosomal protein uL2m. The record is from RefSeq and is a predicted model, not a curated record. Lineage: Eukaryota; Fungi; Ascomycota; Pichiomycetes; Serinales; Debaryomycetaceae. The coding region runs from base 1 to 1137 and encodes 378 amino acids. Gene Ontology annotation, molecular function: structural constituent of ribosome; transferase activity; RNA binding. Gene Ontology annotation, cellular component: large ribosomal subunit; ribosome. Gene Ontology annotation, biological process: cytoplasmic translation. The transcript has a single exon.
AUGAUACCCAGGUUCACUAAUGGGUUAGUGAAUAGCCGAAUAAAGCUAUGUCAUAAUCAGCUAAAUACUAUAUCACUUAUAAAAUCAAUUUAUAGAUUUAAUUCCUCAUCACAACCACAGAAAUCAUCAUCAACAGAUCAAUUAACAGAAUUAGAAGCACAAGAUAUAAAAUAUAGAAAACAAAGAGAAUUAUCAUUAAAAUUAGUUAAAAUAAAAAAUUAUGGAGAAUUUUUCCCACCUCAUACAAAUCCUGGUUCAACUCAUUAUAAAAAACCAAUACAUGAUCAUUUACAUAAAGGUAAACCAAUAAAAGAAUUAACAUUACCUAAAAAAAAAACUGCAGGUAGAAAUAAUAAAGGACAAAUUACAAUAAGAGGUAGAGGAGGAGGUCAUAAACAAAGAAUUAGAUUAGUUGAUUUUCAUAGAUGGGAUCUGGGUAAAAAUAAAGUUUUAAGAAUUGAAUAUGAUCCAAAUAGAUCAGGUCAUAUUGCAUUAUUAGAAAAUGUUUUAAAUGGAACAUUAUCAUAUAUUUUAGCACCUCAGGGUUUAAGAAGUGGAGAUAUUGUUGAAAGUUUUAGACAAGGUAUACCUGAAGAUUUUAUUGAAGAAAUGAAAAAAACAAAUAAUGGAGAAAUUGAUGAUGCACUUUUAUCUGCAAGAGUUUUACAAAGAGGUAAUUGUUUACCACUUAGAAUGUUACCAGUUGGUUCUAUAAUUCAUAAUAUUGGAUUAAGACCAGGUAAUAGAGCUCAAUUAGUUAGAAGUGCAGGAACAUUUGGUAAAAUUUUAUCAAAACAUAAUGAAAAACAAAAAGCAAUAAUAAAAUUAUCAAGUGGAGAACAUAGAUUUGUUCAUUUAGAUUGUCAUGCAACCUUGGGGGUGGUAUCAAAUAAAGAACAUCAAUUAAUAUCAUGGGGUAAAGCUGGUAGAGCACGUCAUAGAGGUAGAAAACCAAUAACACGAGGUGUUGCAAUGAAUGCUUGUGAUCAUCCUCAUGGUGGUGGUAGAGGUAAAUCUAAAUCAAAUAAAUUAACUCAAUCUAUGUGGGGUUUGAAGAAAUUCCAAAAGACAAGAUUAAAACCGAAUCCAAAUGUUAUUAGAAAUAGAAAAGGUAGAAUGGUAAGACAUAAAAAAUAA